Cuscuta epithymum is the source of this 3474-nucleotide messenger RNA. Lineage: Eukaryota; Viridiplantae; Streptophyta; Magnoliopsida; Solanales; Convolvulaceae. The record is from the annotation of a GenBank genome assembly.
GUUAACUUUAACUUGAGGAGAGAGUGUUUUCUACUAGUCCGGCAUAUGAUGGACGAUUGACUUCUUAUCUUCUCAUUUCCGUUCUCGAAGUCCAUUUCUCCAAUUAGUCUCAACCCAUAUAAGAAGAAAUAAUAUCUGAAUCCGGUCAUUAUCACCUAUUGAGCUCCCAAAUCUCUCACUUUUCGAUGAAUCAUUGAGCAGAGUUCGAUUACUGAUGAAUGAUAGGUAGGGGCAUGACAAAUGAUGUUACCGAUGGUCGAUUGCCGGAGUUUGAUCGAGUUUUGCCGAUCAUUCGAGCCGCGCAAGAACAGGAACCGAUUUCAAUCCAAUCCCCACAGGCUUCCCCGGAACAAUAAGAAUCACUGCCACUCCAAUCUGCUAGCUCACCCUUUUUGCAGCGAUCACUCCCGCAUGGCAGCUCUUGACGCGGUUAUACUCAUCCUGGUAAUUGGAUCUGAUGGAAGUAAAUCCACCGGAAAAUAAUUAAUAAGAGAUAGCCGAAAAUAAUUAAAGUGCUCAGGAUAAUCUUUAGAGAGAUAAAUGUAUGUAGUAUAUUCAGUGUAUUGAGCUUUAUCAACAUUCCAAGGAUUACAUGAUUUUAUAGUAGAAAAUGAGACAUAAAAGAUUUGGGCGACGUGGUCGCCAUGUUCGAUUUGAUAUGCAAAUCAGUAAUCCGGAUCCGCAGGAUCCUUUGUUGAUUCACUUGAUUGUGUGAAUAUCUUGAAAAGACGUCAUUGAUGUAGUUUGUCCGCACGGAGUCACCAUGUAGGCAUAACGUCCAAAGACACCAUGCAUAUGUUAUUUGGAUAAGCUUCUACUACUAUGUACAGGGUCAUUGUGGGCGCUCCUCUGGCUAAGGUACUUGAUCGCGUCCAUGGUUGCUGUGGACAUGCUCUCUGGAUAAGCCUACCCCGACAUCCACGGUCACUGUGUAGUCCCUGAUCUUCUAUUAACUUGCGUCCACAGUCGCCAUGUACAGUAUUUUAUCUUCUAACCCGCGCGUGGUCACCAUGUACGAGCUCUUCUUAUACCUUGUCAUCAUCCGGGCAUAGUUACCAUGCACAUCAACCUCUAACUGUUUUCAUCCAUGUUAACCCGGUCAACAUUUAUCCAUGGUUGGGAUAAUUAUACCAUCACAAGCCCCCCACUCCUUAAGCCAAAUAGCAUAUUGGCUAUAAGGAGUGUAGACACAGUUACCGUGUCAACCUUGAGCGUACAUGGUCACCAUAGCCGAAUAGUAUAUUGGCGAUAAGGAUUGUAGAUACAUGGUUGCCAUGUCAAUCUGAAGUGUACAUGGUUACCAUGCCAAUAUUUUUGUCUUUUUACUUGUUCAAUCAUUUAAAAUUUUAUCUUUUAAUCAAAAUUUAUAUUCCCAACUUUACUUUCUUCCUGGCAGCUUGGUUGGGUGAGGGUCAGCCACCGGCCACCGCCAUUCUUGUACCGCCCAGGUCGCAGCUCGCCGGCAACCAGGCCAGCGUCGUCCGCUGCUCGCCGGCGUCCAUCCGCGCCACCAGCAAGCCCACUCAGAGUUCCCGUCAGCCACCGCCCUUUUCAGCCUCCGACGGCUGCCGCGAGUAAACCGAACACCUCAACUUCACCAGCGUGGACCCUGUAGCGCCGGACGCCAGAUUUUGCAGCUGAACCAGCAAUGUCGUCGGUUAUCCCCGCCCCAGGUUGCGGUCCGUUUUUCUGCUACGCCCUAUCCCGGUCGCCGCCAUCAGUCCUCCGUCGUCAGACACCAGCAAACUCCAGUGACAUCAAGGAAUUUUACGCCGUCGUCGUCUACUUCCUGCGGCGUCGUUGUUCUACACUGGGUUCCUCUGUCGUUGUCCUGGAUUUUCCGCCGUUGCUGUUAAGGUACGCACAGAGGUACGCUCCCUGCAUUCUCCCUCUUUCCUUUUAUUUGUUAUUUUGACUUUUCCUUUUUAAAGCUUCUCCGUAUUAAUUUUGGCUUUGAAACAUACUUCGUAGUUCGUACUUCGUAGCUCCUUUGUUCCGUGAAACACACUUCUCCGUGAAACACUUGGGAUUGAAUCGUCCCUAGACCUCUUCAAGCAUAUGUUCCGAGCUGGGCAGUGCUCGGCAUCUGAUAGUCUGUCCUGGGUGUCUAUCUCUCAGCGCAGCCACUUUGACAUGUGGAAGGUCACUCGUAGCAACGAAGCCAAUUGGAAAGAAGAAUUUGUCUAUGUGUCGUCUGGAUCUCCGUUACCCUUCUCAUUGUCUUUGAAUUGUCGAUUUAAGAAGUAUUCAUACCCGAAACUUCCGGUUGACCAGGUGACAUGGCCGGCUAUGAUUCUUUCUGGAGGACCGUAUAGCCUCUCUGCCUUUACUUCUGAGGACCGCCUACCCACGGUUGGACUCUAUUCGCCGUCACCAUGUUCGGGUGCACACGAAUCCACGCCCACGGAUCAAGACAUGACAUCGCGGCUGGAGAUGUUCCAAAGCUUCGACAAGGAUGGACCUCGCGGUAGUGACCAGGGGCGCUCUGACAAGAAACCAAGGGCUCCCUCCGUCACCAAAGGCAAGGACGUUAUCGUAACCAUGCCUUCAUCCGUGGCGAAACGCAAGGCUCCUAGUACCGCAACCCGCAUCACCCGGAGCAUGAGUGACAUUCCCAUUACGGGGAUGACUACUUGGUUACGAGGUAACAUUGAGUUGCCCCCGCUUUUAUCACUGACAAUCCCGGCGACUGAGAAGGAGCAAAUUUUAGCACUUGACAACGUUGCUCUAGAGAGGAGGAGUCACCAUGGCCUGGCAGAGCUACUGACAUCCAUCUCCGAGGUGAACCGAAGGAAGGACGAGCGCGAGCAAGAGUUGUUGCUACAACUUACUGAACUGGCAAAAGAGGUGGCCUCGCUCAAACUUAUUCGUGAUUCACAUGCAGCCGAGGUCGCGACGCUCAAAGACAUGCACGCCGUGGAGUUGGCGAAUGAAAGAGGUCGGGCCGUGGAUGCAUACAAGAAUUCUUCAGAGUUUGUGUCUGAUCGGGAAGCUUACAUCAGUGCCCACCUCGGUGACAUUAGCAAGCGUUGGUUGUCUACUCCGGAUGGCCAAGAGAAACUGGCUUUAGAGAGCUACAUCUCCUACCAGAUCGGGAUAUAUGCCACUCAACAAAAAAUAUAUCUUAUCCUGAGGAAUAAGGCUGGUACCACUUGCAUCACUGAUUGGGGACUUCCUCCUGAGGUUCCCAACCCUGAGAUCCCGGUAGCCAACACGCCCCUGGACUACAUUCCCUUUGUCAGACUCCCCACUGAUGAGGAGCUUGGCGAUCUCCCUUCCGAGACAGAUCACCCAGCUUCGACCGCUUCUGUACCUUAGAGCAUGCAUGGGAGUGACGGAUGGACGUAGUGUAGACUUUUAAUUUCGUCAUGUCUUCCAUCAUGAGUGCCUGUAUUGCUAAACAUGUUUUUAAUUUCAUGAAAUAAUAAUGACGCAUGUCUUAUUUUUCCUUUCGUUAUUGUUUAAUAUUAUCGC